GGCUCAGGUCAAGCUGUCCCGUUGGUCGUGGAGAGCUGCAUUCGUUUCAUAAACCUCCACGGGCUCCAGCAUGAAGGUAUUUUUCGGGUGCCGGGAUCUCAAGCGCAGGUGGCUGAGAUCCGGAAUGCCUUUGAGAAAGGCGAGGACCCCCUGGCUGACGGCUUCAUGCAACACGACUUGGAUUCGGUGGCGGGAGUGCUGAAGUUGUAUUUCCGGGGACUGGAGAAACCCCUAUUUCCCAGCGACAUUGUCCCAGAGCUGCUGGCCACGGCCCAAUUGGAAUCUUCGGCCGAGCGAAUCUCCCACCUCCGAGGUCUCGUUUCCCGGCUCCCGGCUACCGUGUUGGUGGUUUUGCGGUACCUCUUUGCUUUCCUCAACCACUUAUCUCAGUACAGCGAUGAGAACAUGAUGGACCCCCACAACCUAGCCGUGUGCUUUGGGCCCACCCUGGUGACCGUCCCCGCAGGCCAAGAUGCCGUGUCGGUGCAGCCUCACAUCAACGAGGUGGUGAAGUGCCUGAUCGUACAUCAUGAGGCCAUCUUCCCUGGAACCGGCCAACUGUCCGGGCCCCAGUAUGAGAAAGUCAUGGCCUUGGCCGAGGAGGAGUACUG
Molecule: messenger RNA, 611 nt
Organism: Gekko japonicus
Lineage: Eukaryota; Metazoa; Chordata; Lepidosauria; Squamata; Gekkonidae
Product: rho GTPase-activating protein 4-like
Exons: 5
Biological process (GO): signal transduction; negative regulation of cell migration
Cellular component (GO): cytoplasm
Source: RefSeq, a predicted model, not a curated record